GCCUCAAAUCGAUUUUAGUUUAAUCGAGGCGAUUUCAAGAGACGGCAGUACAAAUAGAUAGCACCAAAGGACGCUGUCUUUCCGAAUUCUAUAACAAUGAGGGUAGUUGGGAGACUUGUAGGUAUCCUCUGGUUGCUUGGGAUAUCACAAGCAAACCCCAUCAACCAGCCCCAAGAGGAGACAACCAUACGCCAAAGCAAGGCCCAGGAGAUAUUGCGCUACAUGAACACCACAGCAGAUCCUUGUGAGGAUUUCUAUGAGUUCACCUGCGGCAAUUAUGGCAAAUAUCAUACGCCCAGUCAGGAAAAUCCUAAAAUUGGAGUUAUGCAAAAUUUACAAACCAAAAUGAAGGAAAAGCUCAAAGUGUUGUUGGCAGCAAGAGACUCUCCCUCCGAUACGGCAAUAGAUAAGCAGGCCAAGAUCUUCUAUAGGUCAUGUCUAAAUAUGGCUGCGAAUAACCAAAGCCAUGCAGAUAAACGUAAAGCUAUUGCCCAUGAAUUUGGUCAGGUGCCCAUUUUAAUGGAACAGGAGGGUGUGGCUUGGCCGGCGGAAAAUUUCGAUUGGCUACACACGGUAGCCAACAUGGCCCACAAACUGGGCGUUGUGGUACUUUUGGAGUUUGGUGUGGCCAUCGAUUUCGCCAACAACAGUGUAAAUCGUUUGUACAUCUCCCAGCAAGAGUUUCCCGUGCCCUCCAAGGCCAUUUAUCUAAAGGAGGAGUAUAAACCCCUGAGGGAUCAUUACAAGAAUGCCAUUGCCGCCGACUUGAUGGUUUUCUUGAAUGUCAGUGCUGAGUUGGCCACUCAGGCUGCCGAUGCCAUAGUUGAUUUUGAGUGCAUGCUGGCCGAAGGCAUGAUGGAUGCUCAGGAGGGCCUAGGCAUGGCUGAGCUGUAUAAACUAAUGACGCAGGAGGAGGCUUUCAAGAAAUAUGCCUCUCACAUGGACAUCAAGAAACAUGCCUCUGAUGUUUUUGGCCCUUUGCCAGAGGACCUGAAGGUCUAUAUGCAGCAUGAUUAUUUUGUGCAUUUGCAUAGCACCGUAUCCAAAGUACCCAAGAGCACUCUGGCCAAUUAUAUUUUCUAUAAACUGUUGAAAAACUUUAUAUUUGUGCAACCGGAAACGGAGGAAAAGCGUCAGAAUGAAUGUUUGGAUGCCAUGAAAAAAUAUUUCUUUAAAAAUUUGGACAACAUGUACUACCGCCACCAGAUUACCAGUGACUCGGGCAAGGGGAUUUCAGAGAUAUGGCAGCAAUUGAAAAACAGCUAUCAGAAAUCCCUGGAAUCCACCGAGCUCAAUUGGAUUCAAGAGGAUACUCGCAAAUAUGCGGUGAAAAAACUUCAAGCCAUGAGCAUAGAAAUUUUGUCCUACGAACAUUACGAUUUCAACAAAACCCAUGGAAAUCUGAGCUUGGAUGAGCACGACUACAUAGGGAAUCUAAGAAAAAUGCUUGAGGUAAUGGCCGCCAUAGAAAGGGCCAAAAUUAAUGAACCCCCACAGUCGAUAGAUUUUGGGCAGCAAGUGUCUAUGACCCCUGUACACAUGGUGCUGGAAAAUGCCAUAAAAGUUCCAGUGGCCUUUCUGCAACCGCAGACCACCUGGUCUCAGCACUUUCCGAAUGCCUUGAAUUAUGGCUCCAUGGGUUCAGUUUUGGCUCAUGAGCUAUUGCAUGGUUUCGACGAUACCGGACGCACCUACGAUCUGAGGGGUAACAACUAUGAAUGGUGGGAUUCCGAAUCCAGUGCUCAGUUUGAUAAUCGCACAAAAUGUCUGCGAACUCAAUAUACCGGCUACUCGUACGGAGGACAUCAAUUACCCGAUAUGGCAAAUCAAGGUGAAAAUAUUGCCGAUAAUGGAGGUGUGCGCAUGGCCUAUCAGGCCUAUAUGAAUUGGUUCAACAAUGCCAAACCCAGCAUGGAGAUGGAAACAUUGCCCGGUCUGAACUAUACAAAUUGGCAGCUGUUCUUUAUAGGCUAUGCUCAAAUUUGGUGUGAAACCACUUUGGAGGAAUUUCAAAGUGCCAUGGCCUCCAUGGAUGCCCAUGUGCCAGAAAAGAUGCGAGUUAUUGGACCGCUAUCGAAUUUUGAGGAAUUUUCAAAGGCCUACCAGUGUCCCCUGGGAAGUGGUAUGAAUCCCCAGAAGAAGUGUAAAAUUUAUUGAAAUAUUUUGGAUCAUAACAAGAAAAAUAUAAAAAUUUUAUUGAACAUUUGAAAAGAUAAUAAAUAAAUGAAGAUAGGUUUCAUUCAA
Molecule: messenger RNA, 2244 nt
Organism: Stomoxys calcitrans (stable fly)
Lineage: Eukaryota; Metazoa; Arthropoda; Insecta; Diptera; Muscidae
Product: membrane metallo-endopeptidase-like 1
Exons: 1
Coding region: 97-2157 (686 amino acids)
Biological process (GO): protein processing
Cellular component (GO): plasma membrane
Molecular function (GO): metalloendopeptidase activity
Source: RefSeq, a predicted model, not a curated record